AUGUGGGCGGUUACCACCAUGGAACCGGAGGAUUUCAUGCAAGCAUUGCACGGUAGUACAUGCUUCUCGAAGAUUGACUUGGCCGAAGCAUACCUCCAGAUUCCACUUGCACCAACCUGCCGGCAUUUCACUACUAUCAACACACCAUGGAGACUGUAUCAAUACAACUUCCAACCGUUUGGUCUCCUUACAUCCUCCGGCAUAUUUCAAGCUGCAAUUGACGAAGUCAUCCGUGGACUCGAUGUCGUGUUAGGGUUCCAGGACGAUGUCAUUGUAUUUGGCACAACGAAGGCCGAGUGUACGUCAACCAAUUUGCAAUUGAGUGACGCGUAG
This is a messenger RNA of Echinostoma caproni, 333 nucleotides long. NCBI's taxonomy places the organism in Eukaryota, Metazoa, Platyhelminthes, Trematoda, Plagiorchiida, Echinostomatidae. The record is from the annotation of a GenBank genome assembly.